GGCCCAGGCCCCGCCAAUUCCCUUCAACCAGCUUGAGCCACGCCCAGCCCCGAAGUUGAGGGUCUGGAAAGGCAGGAGGACUACAACUCCCAGCAGCCCCCGUCUCCGCAGCUCCGCCCCCUCCGAUUCUCCAUUGGCCGGGGGGUGAAGUGGGGAUUAGAUGGGAGGUGGCCAAAGGGCUGCCGCGGGGGUUUGUCCCCUCCUCGGCUUCCGUAGAGGAAGUCGCGCGGACCUGUGUUUGGGGUUUCGGUGUCCCCCCCCUUCCCCUUCCCCGGGGUCCGGGGGUGACAUUGCACCGCGCCCCUAACGGGGUCGCGUCGCCACCCCACGCGGACUCUCUAGCUGGCGUGCUCCUCCCAUUUGCCUCUCUUGGCCAGGCCUCCACCCCGCCCCCAGCUGCCAAGCAAUGGGGGCCGCAGUGUUUUUCGGAUGCACUUUCGUCGCUUUCGGCCCGGCCUUUGCGCUUUUCUUGAUCACUGUGGCUGGGGACCCGCUUCGUGUCAUCAUCCUCGUCGCAGGGGCAUUUUUCUGGCUGGUUUCUCUGCUCAUGGCCUCUGUGGUCUGGUUCAUCUUGGUUCAUGUGACCGAUCCGUCAGAUGCCCGGCUCCAGUAUGGCCUCCUGAUUUUUGGUGCUGCCGUCUCUGUCCUUCUUCAGGAGGUGUUCCGCUUUGCCUACUACAAGCUGCUUAAGAAGGCAGAUGAGGGGUUAGCAUCGCUGAGUGAGGACGGAAGAUCACCCAUCUCCAUCCGACAGAUGGCCUAUGUUUCUGGUCUUUCUUUCGGUAUCAUCAGUGGUGUCUUCUCUGUUAUCAAUAUUUUGGCCGAUGCACUUGGGCCAGGUGUGGUUGGGAUCCAUGGAGAUUCACCCUAUUACUUCUUGACUUCAGCUUUUCUGACGGCAGCCAUCAUCCUGCUCCAUACCUUUUGGGGAGUUGUGUUCUUUGAUGCCUGUGAGAGGAGACGGUACUGGACUUUGGGCCUGGUCGUUGGGAGUCACCUACUGACAUCAGGACUGACAUUCCUGAACCCGUGGUAUGAGGCCAGCCUGCUCCCUAUCUAUGCAGUCACUGUUUCCAUGGGGCUCUGGGCCUUCAUUACAGCUGGAGGGUCCCUCCGAAGUAUCCAGCGCAGCCUCUCGUGCCGACGGCAGGAGGACAGUCAGGUGAUGGUGUAUUCUGCCCUGCGCAUCCCACCCGAGGAUUGAGGGAACCUGGGGGGGGACCCCUGUGCCUGGGGUGCUCCCCUGAUCUCCUCGCUCUGUAUUUCUCCAACUCCAGUUCUGGACAGUGUAGGUUGCCAAGAAAAGGGGCCUAGCUUAGCUGUUGCCAUGAAGAUGAAAUUAAUGGAGACUCUGAGUUUCCUAGUACCCCCUCCCCAGACUGGACUUCUUGGUCUUUUUCUCAGGUCUGAGGGGAACCAUUUUCGGUGUGAUCAGGACCCAAAAACUGCCUUUUUCUUUUUUUUUCUUUUUUUUGGAGAAGGGGUAGGGAGGAGGUAUGUUGGACUUCUCACCUCCUUGGACUUAUUUUCCCUCCUCAGAUUGUUCCUUAUGGCUGGGCUCAUAUUUAUCCCCAUUUCCCCAUGGUCCCAGGCCUUGGGGGAAAGGAAGGAAAUGCAUGUUUGGGAACUGGUAUUACUGGAACUAAUGUUUUAACCUCCUUGACCACCAGCAUCCCUCCUCUCCCCAAGGUGAAGUGGAGGGUGCUGUGGUGAGCUGGCCCACUCUAGAGCUGCAAUGCCACUGGAGGAGUCAGCCUACCAUGACAUCGUAGGGAAGGAGGCCAGAUUUUUUUCUAGUUUUUAAUUGGGAAUGUGUGGGCUGGGGUGGGGAGGUUUUCUAUAAACUGUAUCAUUUUCUGCUGAGGAUGGCGUGUCCCAUCCUUUUAAUCAAGGUGAUUGUGAUUUUGACUAAUAAAAAGGACUUUAUAAUUGUG
Messenger RNA from Miniopterus natalensis, 1934 nucleotides. It is a transcript of the gene APH1A, whose product is annotated as aph-1A gamma-secretase subunit. Gene Ontology annotation, cellular component: membrane. NCBI's taxonomy places the organism in Eukaryota, Metazoa, Chordata, Mammalia, Chiroptera, Miniopteridae. Gene Ontology annotation, biological process: positive regulation of catalytic activity; protein processing. The record is from RefSeq and is a predicted model, not a curated record.